AUGAUGCGCGGCUACGACUACGAGUCGGACGACUCAAACUCGAGCGGCGAUGGAUUUAUACAGCAGGAUCCUCAACAGAAUCGCUGUCCCAGCGUCUCGGAUCCCACUUCCAGUUCCGAGGGAUACUUUCAUGGUCAAUUUCAACUCAUUUCUUCAUUAAACUGUGGAAAAAGAUGGAAAAAUCACCUUGAAUUCGUGAAAAUUACACGAAAAAGCUGUACUUGGGCGUUUAUCUUGGUCGAAUUUUGAAAAAAAAAAGAAAUUUCCAGUUUUUAGGGAUCUUGCAAUGAUUAAUAUUGAUUUUGAUCUUGUUAAAACUUUAAAAAGUUGUAAAAAUUACCUUGAAAUUAGUCAAAAAGGGCACAAAGAAGUACUUACAAAGAGGAUUCAAAAAUUCAAUAAUUUCCUAAAUCAUAAUUCUUGUUCUUAGGGAUCCUUUCAUGGUCAAUUUUUGUGUAUAUUUUGCUUAAAUUUUUGGAAAAAUUGUUGAAAAAUCACUUUAGCAUAGGGUAAAUUACACUAAAUCGGUACUUAAAAAGACGUAAAAUUUCCUAAAUCAAAAAUUCCAGUUCUAAGGAAUCUUCUAAUGGUCAAUUUUGGCGUUUAUCUUGUUAAAGUUUUGAAAAAUAUGGAAAAGUCAACUCAGAAUUAGGAAAAAAUACACAAAAGCAAUACUGAGUGUUAAAAAGGGGGUUCAAUAUAGGGAUUUUCUUAAAAGUAACUUUGAAAAAAUGACGCCGAGUCACGCUGACGUGUUGAUUUGAUAAAGCCGGUUUUCGUCAAUUUACUUACUUUUCUAGUUUUUUUUUUCAUUGCGUAAAAGUUUGUGAAUCAUAUCUUAAUAAGCAAAUUCUAAGAAGCUUUUAGAAAACCUUCAAUCAGUUCAAUUUCUGAAUGUUUGUGUGAAAGUUAAUUUUUUUUUUCCACAUUUGAUCCUUGAAUGUAGUCAGAUAUAAAAAUUUGCUUCAGUUUUUCGAAGUUUUUCCGAAAAUUCUCCAAUCAUUGAGGCGUUUUUAGUUAUAUUUUAGGUCACGUAAGGCUUUUGCGCAUUUAAAAAUCUUAGGAAAACGUUUUUUCUCAUAUAAAAAUUUAUUUUCUAGAAUGAACUUGGACAGUGUCUUUGAGGUUUAUGGGAAUUUUAACUUUGACUAAUUUCGCAAAAAUCUCAAUAAGAAGAGCCAUUUUUUAAUGUUAACUGUUUACUAAAAUACCACUGCGUCUUCAAAAAAGAACAGAUUUUCCAUCUUUCUUUGUUAUUUUUCCAACAAAAUCAAAGUUUUCCAGGUGGAAACUACGAGAACGGCCGCCAAGUCGGCCUGGUGUUCAAUCCGAAGCCCCACGUCGUGAAAAUAAUCAAAUCCCACACGGGAUUCGGUUUCAAUGUCAAGGGCCAAGUGAGCGAAGGCGGCCAACUCCGGAGCAUAAAUGGAGAAUUGUACGCCCCGCUGCAACACGUCAGCGCCGUGUUGCCCGGCGGCGCGGCUGAAAAAGCCGGCCUUCGGAAAGGCGACCGCCUUUUACAAGUGUAAGUGUUGUAUAGUGCGAAAGAUCCGAUAGCAUUUCUUUAUUAUAUAACAUCUUACGAUAAGCAAAUAUUCACAAUUUAAGUACUGUAGAAAAACUCUAGAACAACAAUAAUGGGAACGGCAGAGAUUUCGGCUCUAAAAGCGUAAAUAAUAUGGCUUAUUAAAGGCGCAGGCCGCUGUAUCGCCAGAGGUCUUUGAGACGAAUCGAAAUUUUUCUACAUAAAAGCUAUUUUCUGCGCGAAAGCGGCGCAGUGCAUGCACACGACACACGGAGCUUUACAGAAAAAUAUGGGCGGGCGUCGUAAAAGGGGUAUAGACGAUGCACGGCUAGCUUGGGACGCAAAAUGCAUGGCCUGUCUGCACUCGCCACCAACCAGGGCACUGUCUCGUCGCUUUUCGUGGCAGGACCCUUUUCUCGAUGGCUCAAGCCAGCCGUGAAUCAGCUAUAUUCAUCAGAGUUUUACGGAAGCAAAAUUUUCUUAAAAUUUCCGAGUGAAAAUUUUUUCCAUCGAAUAGAAGUAUAAAAUAGAGAAUCUGGGAGAAGUGAAAGAUCAAGAUCAAAAAUUUGGUUUAUUAGAGCUACUUCCGCUGAAAAAAAAUUUCAAGAAUAGCAUUUCCUUGCAGUUUUUUGGACUUUUUUUGUAAAAAAAUAAGAAAUACUCGGUUCUGUCGUUUUUUUGUGAGUGGCCAUUUUUUUGAAAAUUCCUAAGUUUUUUUAGUUCUAAAUUGUUUGAGUGUGCAAAAUGUGUAGAAUUCUCGAUUGUGGUUAGUUUGAAAAUUAAAAACUAAUUAUUGGCGUCUCAAAAAAAGAAGAAUUUAUGUUUUUGUCAAUAAAUUUCAUGUCAAUCAUUUUUAAUUUGAUCCGAAAUCAAGUAUCAUGAAGGCGAAAUGGAGUUAAUUGAGAUUUGAGAGCAUUUAUUGCCAAAAAAUCAGAAAAAAAUGAGCUUUAGAAAGAAAUAAUGGCCAGAAUUUUCGAAAAAUUAACUUCGAAACGGGUCAUAGUAUUCGGGCAAAUCCGGAAGGGUUGAUAAUGGCCGCUAAAAGGGAAAGGCUCAAAAAAGGCCGCAAAAAGGCAGCAAAAAGGCUGCAAAAAGGCUGCAAAAAGGGUCCCUUUAUCAAGCCUCCCAUUUUUCUGGAAUUUUAAAGGCUCAAGAAAUGGUGGAAAAGGAAAAGGUAGCAGAAAUGGUGCAUAAGGGCCGAUAAAAUGCCGCAAAAAGGCAGCAAAAAAAGGAGCUUUUGUCACCUUUAAUGACACGAAUGGUAGAUCGACAACUAAAUUAAAUGAUAUUUCAGAAAUUUAUGAACAUUUCCAGAAACGGCGAAAACGUGGAAGGGGCGACCCAUCGGCAAGUCGUCGAAUUGAUCAAAAAUGGCGGCGAUCAGCUGACCAUGAUCGCCAUCUCCAUGCAGGAAUAUGAAGUUGAUCGGUAGAAUUUCCUUUUUGUUGAAUUUUGUGAAUUAAAAAAAUUUGAAAAAAAGUAAAUUUUUUUAUCGAAUUUUUGUAGGUUUUAUCGAGUUUUUGGUGACGUAGAUUUUUUUAUUGAAUUUUUGUAAGUUUUUAUUGUUUUUUUAUUGAUUUUUUUGAUGAUUUUUCUUAGAUUUUUUUAUUGAUUUUUUUGUGAAUUGUCAUUUAUUUUUCGUUGAUUUUUAUUGAUUUUUUUAAAGGUCGUAGUUUUAUAGAAAUUCAGGAAAAAAAUCACUCUUUUGAAGUUUUGUUUCAAUCAUUUUUCAUUUUUAUUAUUUCCAAAUUCAGCUAUAAAUAAUCAUCAUUUUUGAAGCCUUUUUUUGAUUGAAAAAUAAUUUUUCAUAGUUAUUUUUUUGGAUCUAGGGAUUUUUUUCUCAGUGGAUUUCGUGUUUUAAAAAUCAUGACAAAUCCUAAAAUCCAUGAAAAAAAGUUAUUUUACUUUGAAGUACAAAAAGCGCUUCUAAAGUUACUUUUCCCGCUUCAUUUUUUUCAGGUUUUACUAAAAAUUAGGUUCACAUUCACUCAAUUCACGCGUUAGGAUUUACAAAAAAAGAAGAAACUAUUUCAAACCGAAAAAAAGAUUUUUUUACUGUCUUGUUUUAAAAUAUCGAUAAAACCUCAAAAUUUAUGGAAAAAAGUUCGAAUUUUUUUCGCAAUACUAAAAAUACCUUUUAAGUUACUUUCCUGCUUCAUUUUCGAGAUUUAUCAGUAAAAUUAGGUUCAAAUUCACUUAACUCACGGCUUAGGAUUUACAAAAACACUGAAGAAAAAUAUUUCAAACCAAAAAAAGAAACAUUUUAAAAAGCCAGAAAAAGAUGAUUUUUUCAAAAUUCAGAUAUGAAAUUGGAGAGGAAAGCAGCGUGUCUUCCUAUCGAUACGAUUAUUCCGAAAGCCGAUCUUUACCUGUCACGAUACCUUCUUAUCACAAUAUCAAUGAUAGCAUUGAGAGAUAUGUGGUGAGUUUCGGUUUUGUUCAAUAUUUUCUGGAUUUAGAACAUUUUUCUCAAUAAAACUAUCGUUUUUAUCGUCCAGAAAUGCUUUUUGAGGUUUUUACAGGUUCAAAUGUCUUUUAUGACGAUUAAAAAAAAAUUUUCCUCUCGAGACCUUUAUCAAAUUCUUCAUCCAUGCUCCUUUAACGAUUAAAAAAAAUUUUCCCCUCGAGACCUUUAUCAUGUUCUUACACAUGCUCCUUUAAUGAUAAUGAAAAAAUUUUCCCCUUAAGACCUUUAUCAUAUUCUUAUCCAUGCUCCUUUAAUAAUAAGGAAAAAAAAAAUUUUUCCCCUUGAGACCUUUAUCAGUUUCUUAUCUAUGCUCUUUUAAAAAAUAUUUUCGAAAAAUUUCAAAUCUGCUUUUUUUUGAGAAAAAAUCAGAAAGAGCGGUGAAAUUUCAAAAAAAAAAAUGACUGUAAAUAGGAUUUUAUUCCAGUAUUUUUUUGUCCUUUUUUUGAAUUUGUAGCUUUUUCAGUCAACCUCAUUUUUUUCUUCGCGAUUUUUCGGAAUGCAUCAUCAGCUUUCCAGCUCUGAAUUUUUCCUAAUUCAUAUUUAGAAGUCGUAUGAAACGUAUUUAUCCAUGGUUUGAUAUCAUUAACCGGGAAAUUUUUGAAGGCUAAGCUGGAAAAAAAUUUUAAAAUCAGUGAUCUUACGAAAAAAAUGGUAGUUAUAAAAAAAUUAUAUGAUUUUUUUCAGCUAGAAAAAAAAUAUUUUUUUGAGUCAAAAUCAAGCAUUUUUUUCCGUUUCCAAUGUAAACCGGUUUCUUGAUUUUUGAGAUUUUUGGGAAAAAUUUCGAAAAAUUCUUUUUCGUAUUUCUUUAAUUAUCCCUUUAGUGAAAAAGAAGGCGUUUUUUUCAACUUUAUAUAAUAUUUCCGAAACAGUAAAUUGAAAAAAACUCUCUUUGAAGGGACAAAAAGAGACCACUAAAAAUUAAUUUAUGCAAAAACAGUGUUUCUUUAAUUCCAUUUCAUGUUUCUCUAUAUCCAAGUGAAAUAAAAUAUUCAAGAGUGGUUCCUAUAGGGGUAAUCUUAGGAGCCCUUGGAGGGUCCCCUCUAGAAAUCACUUUACCAACCCCUAUAGGGGCUGCUAAAAGCAUGCAAAAGUGGUCUCUAUAGGGCACAUGCUAGUCGAUAAUUGUUAUGAAGAAGAAGCAUUUCCAUGGGGAAAAUUGAAUAAAAAAGAGUUUUUUUGAAUGAAUUUGAGAGACCCCUCUAGGGUCCACUUGAGCUUAAAGGGCUAAGGGAUCAGACCAUAAACCCUUAUAGGGAUCAACUUAAUUUUACUCCUAUGGGGACCACUUUUUCGGCCCUUAUAGGAGCUAUUUCCCUUCCUAACCCUUUAAGGGACCACUCUGGAAUUUCCCGGCCUCUGUAGGAGUUGUUGUCCCUCCUAACCCCUAUAGGGACCUCUCUGGAACUCCUCAGAAUAUUCGAGUAUUUAGGUGUACGAUUUGCACAUGGCGGGCAGACAUCUCGGCUCGAGAAGGUACUCGGAAUUCGUCGACCUUCAUUCGGCCCUCAAAAAGGAGUUCAUCGACUUCGUCUUCCCGAAAUUACCCGGAAAAUGGCCCUUUCAUCUGAGCGAACAGCAGUUAGACUCCCGGAGACGGUGCUUCUUGGAAAAUGGAAUGAAAAUAUAUAUCUGGAAUUUUUCCAGGGGCUUGGAACAAUAUUUGGAGCGAGUUUGCUCCGUUAGAGUCAUCGCCGAUUCGGAUAUCAUGCAGGUAAAAAAAUCGAUUUUUGAGGGAUUUUAAGUGAUUUGAAGAAUUUGAAUUAGAAGUUUUGCAGUACAAUAAGCAAAAAUUAAGCGACUUUUUCCUGGUAAAAAUUAAUUAAAAUUAGGUUUUUUUUUGGAAAACAUUGAAUUCUUUUUAAUCAAAAAAUUCUCACUAAAUAAUAAUUUUCGAAGAAUUUUUUUCCCAUGAUAUUCAAAUUGAAAAUAGGGAAAAAAAGGAUUUUCAGCUAUUUUAGGUUGUAUUUUGAGUCAUUUUGAGCUUCUUUGAAUGGAAUUUUGUGUCCAAAUCAAGUUUUCAUCACCAAAAAAUGUUGUUUUUCAGCCUCUUUCUUGAAUUUUGGUGGAAUUUGACACAAUUUUCAGCUCUUUCGGUCAUUGAAUCAAGAUUCUAGAUCGCUUUAAACUCAAAAUUUUCCCAUUAUGCAGGUUUCUGAUGGAGUGUGACCCAAAAAUCGAUUUUUAGCUCUUUCAAUCAAUAAAUUUGAACUCUAGGUCAACUACAAGCUUAAAAGUUUCCUUCAAAGGAGUUCUUGAAAUAUUACGAACCGAUAACUCGAUUCUUAGCUCUUUUAGUCAUUAAAGUGACGCUUUAAAACACUUCAAAGGUGCAGUAUUUCCCUUUAAAGGAGUUCCUAUUGGAGUGUGACCCGAAAACUCGAUUUUUAGCGCCUUUAGUCGUGAAAUUGAGGUUUUAAAACAGUUUUAACAAGAUUUGCUCAUUAAAGAAGCUCCUGAUAGGUUCUGAGAAUAAAAUUUGAUUCCAACUUGGCUCGUAAAAAUAUUUUUCUGCGGAGUUUUUAAGGAAUUUUGACUCAAAAACUCGAUUUUCAGCCUUUUUAAUCAUCAACUUUGAGUACUAGAUUAACCAAAAAAACUGUAUUUUUUAAAGGAGCUCUUGAAGACCAAAAAUAACUAUUUUUUUAAAUUUUCACACAUCAAAUUAAGGUUUCAGAUCGACUUUAAAUUCGAUAAUUUCCGUUUAAUAAGUUUCCGCUGGCAUGUUCUAAAAACACGAGCGGUUGUGGGGCACGAGCGGCACGACCGUUACUAAAUCACGAGCGGUUUCAUUUUCGCUCCUUCGCGAACGCUUCUAAAUCACGAGCGUUUCUAAACCGCGAGCGUUUCAUUUUAAUCAUUUUCUUUAUUACCAUCCAAGUGUGUUUUUUUUUUCAUAUUUCUACCUUCUUUUUCUCCUUGAAUAAAAAUUUUGACGAUCUUAUAUGCACAUUUUUUCGCUCAAUUUGUUGAUUGAUUCACAUUUGAGGUUCAUAUAAUGGAUUUUUUCCAGAAAAUGCAGCAAGCUCCCGUUGUUCCAGAAAAUGCAGCAAGCGGCCUGUUACUAAGUUUUAUAAUUUCGUAUUAUAAUUCCGCCCAAACAGCGCUUAUAAAAUGACUAUACUAGCUAGAUUUUUUUUUGCAAGAAAACACAGAUGAGAAUCAGAGAAAAAGUUCAUAUUUUUUAAUUUGUCAUAAGCAAAAUCUGAGAAAUAUUGACUUUCAUGCGAGACAUCUGUGAAAUAUUAGUUUAUCAUACGCAAAAUCUGUGAAAUAUUGAAUAUGAAAAAUCAGAUGAAAUUAUUAGAAAAAAAAUUUGCCAUACGCAGAAUCUGUGAAAUUAUAGAGACCGCAAAAAAACUUAGAAAAAAUCCAUUAUAUGAACCUCAAAUGUGAAUCAAUCAACAAAUUGAGCGAAAAAAUGUGCAUAUAAGAUCGUCAAAAUUUUUAUUCAAGGAGAAAAAGAAGGUAGAAAUAUGAAAAAAACACACUUGGAUGGUAAUAAAGAAAAUGAUUAAAAUGAAACGCUCGCGGUUUAGAAACGCUCGAACAGAACGAUAAGCCAAAAACGCUCGUGAUUUAGAAGCGUUCGCGAAGGAGCGAAAAUGAAACCGCUCGUGAUUUAGUAACGGUCGUGCCGCUCGUGCCCCACAACCGCUCGUGUUUUAGAACAUGCCGUUUCCGCUCGAGUUUGACUAAAUAACUAUAUUUUAACUAUGUUAGUGAUCGAAUUGAGACUCUGAAACAGUUUGAAAAUGAUAUUUUGUUUAUUAAAUGAGUUCCUGAUGAAGUCUGACCAAGUUAAUCGAUUUUUUUAGCUCGUUUAUUCAUUGAAGGAGCUCCUGAUAGAUUCUGGGAAAAUAAUUUGAUUUCGACUUGGUUCGAUCAGAAAAAAACUAUUUUUUUAAAAAAAAUAAUAUUUACCCUGAAGAGUUCCUGAUGGAGUCUGAGCUAAAACUCGAUUUUUUUAACUUUUUUUAAGUUGCCAAAUUGAGACUUUUUAAACAGUUCAAAAGUGCAUUAUUCUAUCUUGAAGUUAUUUCUGAUGGCUGUGACCCAACAGUUCCAUUUUUUUAGCUCCUUUUGCCGCCAAAUUGAGGCUCUAUAUCCACUUCAAACGGAACAUUUUUGGCUAUUAAAGGAGUUCCUGAUGGAUUAUUUCUAAAAACUCGAUUUUUUUAGCUUUUUUUAGUUAUCAAAUUGAGGCUUUAAAAUGGACAAAAAAAGCAAUUUUAUUCAUUAAAAGUGUUCCUGAGGAUUUUUUUUGACCAAAUAACCAUAAUUUUUUUAGCUUUUUUUAAUCAAUAAAUUUUUAAUCUAGAUCAACUGAAAGCUCAAAAAAAUUUCCUUUAAAAGGGGUUUCUGAUAUAGUUUGACCCAAUAACUCGACUCUUAGCUCUUUUAGUUAUCAGAUUGAGGCUUCAAAACACUUCAAAGUCGCAGUAUUUCCCUUUAAAGGAGUUCCUGAUGGAGUGCGACCCGAUGUCCGACGUCGAAAUCCGAGUUUUGCUCCCCGACGGCGCCCCUUUGUCAGUGAGAACCCGAAGAAGCGUCUCGACUUCCUUAUUCUUCUCCAUGGCCCAAAGAAGACUGCAAAUGACGCGCGAAGCCUCGGCCGCCUGUGCCAUUUUCGAGCUUCUCGAUAGCGGUUUCGGUAAGGUUUUCAGAAAAGGGGAAAAAUUGAAAAAAUGCGAAAGUUUUCGUGAAAAAAUGGAUAUUUGAAUUUACUGCAACAUCAUUAGGUUAAAUAUGGAGAGGAUAUGAGAAAAUGUUGAAUAAAAACUGCGCCUUUCCAAUCAUUAUAUUAUUUCCAUUUUUCCAUCUCAUAGGAUUUCUUUCUGUUUUUUUUUUGUUUUGUUUAUUGCAUCUUCAAUGUAAGAAUACAUGUGCAAUCGACUUUCAUUGAUUAUAACUGUGUUUGAACGGCGGCAGGAGCUGUGGCUUAGGCAGAGAAGGUGUGAAUUUCGCUCGUAGAACAUCAGGUACAAGAGAGGUCGUAGGAAGAAGUAUGGUGCCGGCUUUCCAAAGGCCGAUGGCAGAGAUUGAGCCUUUUCGCUGCAUGCAGCUCCCAAUUUUAUCUACCCCGGAGGGAUGAAAGGCUUGGUCGACCUCGGGGGGACUCGAACCUACGACCUUGCGGACGUUAGAAAUGAGUUAUGCCAGCUGAGCUAUGCCGCCCUCUUUUUCUUUCAGCCCUGUCAAAAAAAAUUAAUGAAUUCACACCGAAAACCGCUCAAAAGUUUUUCCCCGUCUUUUUUUAAUUUCAAAAUAAUUGCCAGAUGGUACGACAAAAUCUCAAGUCCGCAAAUCUUGAGGAGCGUAAUUUUGGAAAUCAAAAGUAUAUCUUUUUCGUCUUAUUUUUUGCACUUAUUUCUUCUUAUAUUCUCUGGUUUCGUUCUCAACAUACAAAUUGUGACAAAAUCUAUCCAAUAAAGCUCAUACUUUUUUUGCAGGCUUUUUCAUUUUUGUAUCUACAGCCUACUGGAUUUUCUCCUACCAAACUUGAUAUCUGUCUGGUUUUCCUUUUUAUUUCUCGUAGUUUAAAAGUUGCAUAGUUCAGAAACUUGGGAAAAAUUGACUCAUUGAGGGAAAAACUAUCGAAAUUUCAAAAAUAGCCCUUCAUUGGUUGCAUUAAGAUCCAAGAAAAGAAAAUCAGAGAUAAAAUCUGCUUAAAAUAUGAAAAAAUACACAAAACAUUUACACGUAAGAGUAAUCGCAUAAAUAAAAAUCUGUUGAAAUGUGCAUAAAUGCGGCUUUUCAAAUCUAAAAUAUUAACUUUUUUGAUUCGUAGAUCCGAGCCCCCAAGAUUGGCGCAUGCACAAUUAACGCUUACGAAUAUUCGUGGACCCGAAAUUCCUUCCUACCUUGGAAUAUUAGUAGGAAAAGUACAAUAACUUAGACGGAAGUGGUUUCCAAGAGUUUGGUCUCCAAGAUUAUGGGCCUUGAGAUCUGCGUACACAAGAUUACGGUCUUCAAGAUUUGCGGACUUGAGAUUUUUUCGUACCAUCAUUCGCCACUGUAUUAUAAUUUUUCAAAUUACCAACUUUUGCUUCGAGACCCUCGAAAGAUGUUUUACGGUAGAUUUUUCCUCGAGUUUUAUCCCGCGUAACGAUAAUCCUUUAAUAAAGCUUCUUUUUUAAAAUUUUUCAAAAGUUCUUUGAUCAAAAAAGCUACAGUAUCUUUCGCUUUUGCGCGACGGUGAUCCUUUAACGGAGCCGCAUUUUUUUGGCUUUCUUUCUAGAUUUUCAAAAACCUAGCGUUAUUGAAGGAUCCUCGCGCGAGGUUGUUAAUCGAAGCGAAAGGUACCGUAGCCAGGGAGAGGCGGAGUUAACUGCAUGAAUUGCGAAAUCUGAAAAGAAACUGUAGUUUGCCUUGAAUCACUUUUAUGAAAGAAAAUCGGCUAGGAUUCGUCUCAAAUGAAUAUAGUUGAUUCACGGCUAACGUAAGGGGCGUGGCUUGUCUGCGCUCUCCACCAGCCAGGCACUAUCUCUUUCCUUAUCGGGUCAGAAUCUUUUUUCGAUGACUCAAACAGUCGUGAAUAAGUUAUAAAAAAUUAAUCAUUCUUAGGAAUGUUAGAGUGGUCCCUAUAGGGGUUAGGAGGAAAAAAUAGCCCUCUAGGAAUCGAAAAAGGGGUCCCUAUAGGGGUAAAAUCAAGUUGGUCCCUCUAGGGGUUUAGGGUCUGAUCCCUCAGCCCCUAAAGCUCAAGUGGUCCAUGUAGGGGUCGAAAAAGGGGUCCCUAUAGGGCUCCACCAGCACUGUCUCUUUUCUUAUCGUGUCAGGACCCAUUUUUCGAUGACUCAUGUCAGCUCAAUCAAAUUCUCUCUUUCAGAGCGGAAAGUGAUGGACGCGGAGAGUAUCCACGGCCUCUACACCCAGAAUUAUUCAUCGGCCUCCUCCUCUUGUCUGUUGAUAAAAAAGUGGCUCUUCGACGUGGAAAGGUUGUCCCAACCUUUCCAAGACCCCAAAGUCAUCCCAAAAUAUUCCAGAGAACGGAGCUUAUGCCAGAAAGAUCUCGUUUUCAGACAAUUUUGCUUCAUUCAAGCCACGGCUGACCUGAAUUCGGUACUUUUAAAAAGCAUCAAUUUUAAAAGAAAUUACUUCAGGGAAGAGUCAAAUCUCAUCAUAAGGCCUAUCAGUUGAAGGCCAUGCAGAGCGAGAACAACGUGGAUAAUGUGAGGAUGGAUUUUUGAGAAAACAGGGAAAUUCAUGGUCCGUAAUAAAACCGGAAUUAUUAUAUCCUUCUCAAAUUUGAAAAAAAUAUAGAUAUUUUUGAGGGGGGUGGGGGGAAUAUCUAGGAGGUAGGAAUUCACGGUCUAUAAAAUAAUGAAACCGGAAACAUUGAAUCAUUUUUUUCAAAGUUGACCAAAAAAAUUUUUUCUGGACAGGGGGAUUUUUAAGAAAAUGGGGAUUUACGGUCAUUAAAUCUAAUGAAACCGGAAGCAUUGAAUCUUUUUCAAAGUUUACCAAAUAAUCUGGGGGGUUUGAGAAAUAAUGGAGCUUACGGUCUGUCAUUUUUUUAAAAGUGAUUUUUCUUGAUUUUUUAAAGAAUUUUUGAUACAUGUCGAUUACCUUUAUUGAAAUUUCCACUUUGUUUCUAUUGAUUUUUGAAAAGGGAAAACGAUAUUAUAUCGAAAAAAAUAGUCUAGAAGCACAACAGCGCUCCAUGGGUAAUCUUCCUGAAUUUUCGAUUUUUAGCUUUUUAUUAAUAUUUUUACGAGAAUUACUAUUGACGAAGAUUCUUAGGACUUUUUUUCUUCGAAUCGUUUCAUAAAAGUGACAACUUUUUUUAAUUUUUUUCUGAAUAUUUGUCAUCGCCGUUGCACUGAGAAAUGAAGAUAGAAAAAAUAUUUGAAAAAUUACUGAAACGGCAAAAAAUUGUAUGUGACAUAUUUUUUCGGAUCGAUUUUCUUGGUUUUUAUCCAUUUUAGGCCGUUUUUUAAGCUCAGAAGAAAUAGUAUUUCUUUUCCAGUUUCUGGAAAUGGCCCGAAGGCUCGAAGGGUACAGCGAAGUGUCUUUUCCGCCGGCUCAACAGCCCGGAAAACCCGGCGAAAUUGUGAUGGUUGUUGGAUUUGAAUCACUGGUUCUGAAGCCACAUCCCAACACGGAGGUAUAUCGAUUUUUUGAUCAGAUCUGGGAACGUUUUUAGUUGCCACUAUAGGGUUUUGACGUUUUAGUGGCCACUAUAGAGGUCAAAUGGGGGCUUCAGUGGCCAGUUUAGUGUCCUCGGCGAGCCUCUAUAGCUGUCACUAAAAAUUUUCCCAGAUAUUUGAAAAAAGAAAAAAAAAUUAUUUUUGGCAGUUCCUUAGGAGAGCCAGAGUGGUCCCUAUAGGUGUUAGGGAUCAAAAAGUGCCCCCUAAAGGGCUAAAAUCCAGGUGUGAUCUUUAGGGGGUUCAGAGUCUGACCUUCAAGCCUCUGAAACGUAAGUCUCUGAAUCUUAAGCUUAGGAGCAUCAGAGUAGUCCCUAUAGGGGUCUUCUAAUUAUUUUUUUCUGAUUUAAAAGUUUAAAAGAAGUGUAAAGAUCACUAGGAUGCUAUAGGGGUUUUUUUUUGCAGCUUUAGUGGCCCUUAUAGGAAACUUUUAAAGGCCACUAAAGUCGCCCCUAUAGAGCCCACUCUGUUGCUCCUAAGCUGACUGCGUGAAAACGCUGAAAAUCACAAAAACUACUCAUUUUUCUUGCCUGAAGUUCUGAAAAAUCGAUUUUAGGACCUUUGUAUACGCCUGGAUUGGUCAUUGAUCGCCGAUUUUCGAGUUUGCGAGGAAGGAAAUGCCUUUUCGUUCGACUAUCGACGAGAAGAGGAAGGAAAACCGCCAAAAACGAUUAAAUUGUUGACCAAUUUCGUACGUGACGGUAGAAAACGCUGAAAAUAUGACUCAUUUGCCGCGUUUUGGAGUUUUCUGACGUGUCUGCGCCCUCUUUUCUCUCAGAAACUUCAUUUUCGGAUAGUACUAGAUACAGUUUUUUGCUCUGAUUCCGAAUUUCUGAACCAGAAACUCCGAGAGUUUCUGCGAAUCAAGUUAUGGACUUUUUAAGUUGAAAAAAAAAGCUCAUUUAGGUAAAGCUAGCCCCUGUGGUCACAAAAAAACAGGAAAAUCCGUUUUUUGGGAAAAAAUUUGAGUCAAGAUAUGAUUUUUGGAAAUUUUGCGCGUUCAGUCGGCAGGUUGAAAUUGUGCAUACACCGAAUGAAUUUUUUUCUGGCGGCAAGUCGAAAAAUUCGCGUUUCCAGAAUUUCGCAGUUUUAGACGGUUAACACCUAUCAAUCAUAAGAACUGUUAAAAACGCGACACUGGGGGUGCGCUAUUAGGCAUACUGUAGGAUGAAAUUGUGCAUACACCGAAUGAAGCUUUUUGGCGGAAAAUUUGUUUAGAACGAUUUUUUUUUUGUAUGAGAACGUUUCAAAUUCAAAAAAAAAAGCAUGUUUGGACUAUAAAUAUAUUUUUCCCAAAAUUAACUAUUUGCUAACGCCAGAAAGUUCACAAAUUCGGGAAAAAUAGAAAAAGUCCUUUUUUUAGUUUUUGCUUUUGUUUGCAAGUAAAAGAGUCCUUUCCAUUGCGAAAAUCUGCUUGAAACGAAAAUCCUGUAUUUUUCAAUUUUGAGGAUCUUUUCGGCAGUUUUUGAGCUCGAAUCAGCAUAAAAAAACUGUAUCUAUAGAGAAAAGAGAGCGCAGAUAGGUCAGACAGUUCCAAAUCGUGGAGAAUGAUAACUAAUCAAAAAUCAAAAAAACUGAUUGAAGCGUUUUAGGCCGAGUACAUGGCGGAGUGCUUCACCCAGAUCAGUUUUGAGCGUCAGGUUGCGUCUGAUUGGAAGUGCGGUGUGAUGAGGAGAUCCCCUGGUUCAGCGUCGGCAACGAUGGAUGGCCAGGAGCAACGGACCGGCGCCGGUUUCCGCCCCGAGGAGCUCCGACAACGGUGUCGAGGUGGAGUGACGUCAUCCAAAUCGUGUAGAAGAUCUUCGUCGGCCUCGCCCUCCUUCGACCCGGUGGAUAGUGUAGGUUUUAGGAGGGUUUAGAGAUGGAAAGGGAAAUCGGGUACUGUAUACCGUAAUUCGUGAAAAAAGUCUGACUUCAUCCUCGACUUUCUUUGACUCAUAGGAUACUGUAGGUUUUAGGAGGGAUUAGAGAUAAAAAGGGAAAUGUGGUACUGUAUACCGUAAUCCAUUCCGAAAGCCUGACUCCUCGGCCUUGCCUUCCUGGGACCCAGUAGAUAGUGUAGGUUUUUAGGAGGGUUUAGAGAUAAGGAGAGAAAUACCGUAUUCCAUGCUGGAAACCAUCGGCUUUGGCUUUCUUGAAACAGUACAUAGUAAGGUUUUAUGAGGGAUUAGAAAUAGGAAGGAAAAAUUGGGUACUGUAUACCGUAAACUGAGAAAAAAAAUCUGAUUCAUCAUCUUUGUCUUCCUAAGAUCUAGUUGGUAGUGUAGGUUUUUAGGAGGGUUUAGAGAUGAAAAGGGAAUUGGGGUACUGUAUACCGUAAUCCAUGCUUAAUGGUCUUGUUCAUCGACCUUGGCUUCCUUGGAACCAGUGGAUAGUGUGAGUUUUAGAAGGGUUUAGGGAUAAAAAGGUAAUUUUAGUACUGUAUGCCGUAAUCUGAGCUAAAUGAUUUGGUACAUCGGCCUCGCCUUCCUUCGACCCAGUAGAUAGUGUAGGUUUUUUGGAGGGUUUAGAGAUGGUGGGUUUAAAGAUAAAAAGGAAAAUGUGGUACUGUAUACCGUAACCUGUUAUAAAUGAUCUGGUUCAUCGACCUCGCUUUCCUUGGACGCAGUGGUUAGUGUAGGUUCUAGGAAGGUUUAGAGAUAAGGAGAGAGAAAUGCUUACUGUAUACCGUAACUUAUGCUAAAUGAACUGGUUCGUCGGCCUCGCCUUCCUUCGAGCCGGUGGAUAGUGUAGGUUUUUAGGAGGGUUUGGAGAUUGAAGAUGAAAAUAUGUACUGUAUACCGUAAUCCGUGCAAAAAGUCUGACUUCGUCCUCGUUUUCCUUUGACUCAUAGGACACUGUAGGUUUCAAUAGGGUUUAGAGAAAUAAUAUGGAAUUUGGUACUGUAUACCGUAAUCCAUGCUAAAUGAUCCGGUUCAUGGGCCUUGGCUUCUUUGCAACCGGUAGAAAGUGUAGGUUUUAGGAGGGUUUAGAGAUGCGAGAAGGGAAAAUGGGUACUGUAUACCGUAGUUUAUGUUGAAAUACUGUCCUGGAUAGUAUAGGUUUUAGGAGGGUUUAGAGAUAAGGAGAGAAAUACCGUGAUCGCUGGAAACCAUCGGCCUUGGCUUCCUUGGAACCAAUAGAUAGUGUAGGUUUUAUUCAAAUCGGAUAAUCACUUUUUUGGUUCCAAGACAAUUCUGACCCAAUUAGGGGUCACUUAAGGGAUUUGAAUGUGUCUGAAGUGUUCACUGAGUAACACAUAAGCGUCCCAAAAACGUUCCGAGGCCAAAAUUUUUUCAAAAUCAAGUUUUUAUUCUUUAAAGAAAUUCGUAAAGUUUCCGCAGCUUGAAACUUUCUAGCCGCAUUUGGAAUGGCUCAAAGCGUUGCGGUCGCGCCAACCGAGCCAUUCUUCGUGCGACCGAAAGUUUCGAGUCUAUUUUAAUAUUUUCAGAAUCAAUUGA
Messenger RNA from Caenorhabditis auriculariae, 15576 nucleotides. NCBI's taxonomy places the organism in Eukaryota, Metazoa, Nematoda, Chromadorea, Rhabditida, Rhabditidae. The record is from the annotation of a GenBank genome assembly.